Molecule: messenger RNA, 4316 nt
Organism: Chinchilla lanigera (long-tailed chinchilla)
Lineage: Eukaryota; Metazoa; Chordata; Mammalia; Rodentia; Chinchillidae
Gene: Nxn
Product: nucleoredoxin
Molecular function (GO): thioredoxin-disulfide reductase (NADPH) activity
Source: RefSeq, a predicted model, not a curated record
GGCCGCGGAGCCCGAGCCGCGGCGCCGCCUGGAGAUCGUCUUCGUGUCCUCGGACCAGGACCAGCGGCAGUGGCAGGACUUCGUGCGGGACAUGCCGUGGUUGGCGCUGCCCUACAAGGAGAAGCACAGGAAGCUUAAACUUUGGAACAAAUACCGGAUUUCGAACAUUCCAUCGCUAAUAUUCCUAGAUGCUACCACUGGCAAGGUUGUGUGCAGGAACGGGCUCUUGGUGAUCCGCGAUGACCCAGAAGGUCUGGAAUUCCCCUGGGGACCUAAGCCCUUCAGGGAAGUCAUCGCAGGGCCCUUGCUUAGAAAUAACGGGCAGUCACUGGACAGCAGCAGCCUGGAGGGGUCUCACGUGGGAGUCUAUUUCUCCGCACACUGGUGUCCACCCUGCCGAAGCCUCACCCGGGUGCUGGUUGAGUCCUACCGGAAGAUCAAGGAGGCAGGCCAGAAAUUUGAGAUCAUCUUUGUUAGUGCAGACAGGUCAGAGGAGUCCUUCAAACAGUACUUCAGUGAGAUGCCCUGGCUCGCUGUCCCCUACACUGACGAGGCCCGACGGUCGCGCCUCAACCGGCUGUAUGGAAUCCAAGGCAUCCCCACGCUCAUCGUGCUGGACCCACAGGGGGAGGUAAUCACACGGCAGGGGCGGGUGGAGGUGCUCAACGACGAGGACUGCAGGGAGUUCCCGUGGCACCCCAAGCCCGUGCUGGAGCUCUCUGACUCCAAUGCUGUGCAGCUCAACGAGGGGCCCUGCCUCGUCCUUUUUGUAGAUUCUGAGGAUGAUGGAGAGUCUGAGGCAGCCAAACAGCUGAUUCAGCCAAUAGCGGAGAAAAUCAUUGCCAAGUACAAAGCCAAAGAGGAAGAGGCACCACUUCUGUUCUUUGUGGCUGGGGAGGAUGACAUGACUGACUCCCUGCGAGAUUACACCAACCUGCCUGAGGCUGCCCCUCUGCUCACCAUUCUGGACAUGUCCGCCCGGGCCAAGUACGUGAUGGACGUGGAGGAGAUCACCCCUGCCAUUGUGGAGGCCUUUGUGAAUGACUUCCUAGCAGAAAAGCUCAAACCAGAGCCCAUCUAGUGGAGCUCCGGCCUCCUGAGCCAUUAUUUAAGACUGUCUCCUCUUCCUCCUCCCCUUUUUCCCCUCUGCCCUUGGACUUUACCACCGUGUACUGAAUCACACAGCCCAAGAGUCCAACCUCUCUGCAGUGCCUUGUUUCUGCAUUAACUCCUCAGCCAGCACCCAAAGGUGCCCAUCCUCACAAUAGCAGCUGUACCUACCAUGUUGGGAGAUUGCUUAGGAUUUGUGGAGAUGACAUAACCUAGCUAAAACUAGCACUGCAGCACUCUCUCUCCAGGUCACUAGCUCUCGGUGAAGGCCCUGUUAGGGUGACCGAUAGCAGAUUGAGGUCUGACUCUGGAGUCAUUGCACAUACCCAGCACCCAACAGAGCUGGAGGGGAGCUGCUUGGUGACACACAGGCACACAGAUGGAGCAGGGAGAGGGCCGCUGGCUUGGCAGGCACCAGCCGAGAGCUGUUGGUGAGAGCACCUUUUUCCAGAGGACCUGGUCUUUUUUGGUCCUAGGGAUAAACAGCAGCUUGUCAGUGGGUUCUUGGGCAGCAAAUCUCCAAAUCUGAAAGGAAGCUUAUGGGUUUGGGGGGGUGAGAAAAAAAGUAGCUAAGGUAACGAUUCACAUAGUAAUUGCUUACUUUUAUUGAGUUUCUGCCGUGUGACUGGAGGUUCUCAUUUCUCCCUUUUACCUCUUUCUUCUUUGCUCUUCACUUUCUCCUAGUUUCUGCCUGCUGCUGCAAGCAGCUUCUGCUGUCUUGGAAUUUCAUUAAUGAAUUCUUUUCCUUGGGCAUCUUCCCAAGACACUGGGCCCUGAGUUCUUAGAGGAGCUGUGCCAAACUGGCACAGACCUGCCUCUGCCCAGCUCUGUGCCUGAGGCUGCUGGACCUCUGCCAAGGCACCUGCACCCCCCUGCGUUACCCUUGUCAUUCCCUUUUCUUUUCAAAGCAGCAUUAAGAAGCAACAAGAAUUUACCUGAAGCUAAGCUUUUCACUAAAAAGCAGCUGCAGAGGGGGCUGUGCCCUAGGGCAGGAGUGGGGACAGAGGACAGGGCAACUACAAGUCAGCCUUGGGCCCCCUUUGCUGGGCCCAGGUAGGCUGGCCUCUUACUUGAGCUGAACUGACCACAAAAAGGGAAACAACUAUGUCCUUGGGAUUUGGUGGGGAGGGCCUAGGCCUAGGGACUCACAAGGGCUUUCGCCUGUCUCAGGCAGGUGUCAGGGUCUUCUAACACUCCUGGGCCUUCCCUUCAGGGUCACUCAGCACUCUGCCAACCAAAACCAUUCAUUUGGAAAACCCAGCUUCUCCCAUAAGCUGUCGACACUGUUGUUCCUUACCGAAAUGGAUUGUCGGUUUGUAGUUCAGAGGUACAAAAUUAGUUGGUAAUUAGACUAUUCGAUGUUGCCAGCCUGAAAUACAAUCACCUAGUAAGAAAUAAAGCGGGCAUCUCUGGACAUUAUCACCCACUUGGCCUUCCCUGAUCGAUUAGGGGGUGGCCAGAGACAACCUCUGGUGAUUAUGUUCCAGAAUUUUCAAGAAUCCCUUGAACUGGGGCUGGGGAGAUAGCUCAGUGGUGGAGCACUCGCGUAGCAAGCUCAAGGCCCUGAAUUCAUUCCUCAGCAUAGGGGCGGAGAGGAUCAGGGCAGCCUAAGAAUUAACAUGACCAUCUGUCAGAUCUUCUUGGUUCCAGAAGCCAGGAAGCUCAUUUGGUUUUUUUUUUGUUUGUUUGUUUGUUUGUUUGUUUUUGUUUUUCUCCGAUACUGGGAACCGAACUCAUGACCUUGCACUUGCCAGGCAGGCGCUUUUGCCACUGAUCUAAAUCCCCAGCCCCUCAGGAAGCUCAUUUGGAUGAGAGGGUGGGAAGAUGAUCCUCCUGGAGCUCUGGCCACUGCCCCUCCUGGUUUGCCUUGGCAGUUGAUGGAGGGUGAAUUCCCAGAUUGCAAAAGUUGCUGUGGACAUCCCUGCAGUGUCCAUUCCUGCAGGGGAGCUGAGGGCUCCGAGAUCUGAGACGGCGGGGCGGGGGUUGUUGCACACGAGGACUAACUCAGUGUCUGUUACUUGCUUGUUGCUGAGACACGACACCCAGCACCCACAACCUAAAGAAGAGAUUUACUUUGGCUGGUGUUUUCAGCCCACAGUCUGCUGGCUCCAAGGCGGGAUGGGAUGGCAGAAAAAUACAGCCUAGGAAGAACUGCUCAUGUCACGGCAGCCGGGAAACUGAGAAAACAAGAGCCAGGGAGGGAGAGACACCCUUCCUGGUCACACCGCCAGUGACCUGUCUCUUCCGACAGGCCUCACCUCCUAACAGCAAGUCCGCUCGAUCACUCCCAGCAUUAUUCUGUCACCUUCCAAAAGCCUGCCUGUGCGUGCGUGAGGCUCUUCGGGGGUGGGCGUCUAGAUAUAGACCGUAACACGUGGCAUGGGUGUCCCAGAAUGAGGCAAGAGCUGGGGACACCCAAGCCCAGCAUACCCAAGGGUGAGAGGCUUCUGAAGCGACUCCCCCAGUGGCGCUCAGGGGGUGGGUACAAGAGGAAGUCCCUCCCCUGGAAGAUUCCUGUCCAUGUCUUUUUUUUCCCCCUCCCCGUGUCUUAUGUCAAGCUUGUCUUGGGCAAGAGGAUCCCGCUUAGCAGCUACUUGUCUUUGGGAGCAGAAGCAGCAGGUCCAGUGAUGAGUUGCUGGGACCACUGCAGUGGAAUAAUUAGGGCACCUGUGAUACUUUGGCCUGUUCCAGGCUGACUCUUCUCAGUCACCAGCCACCAAAGUCACCUGGAUCCUCAUCACCAGAGUUCCCCUCUGGGUUGCAGAGGUAGGUUUAGAUCAGCAGGGAAGAUUUACUGAAAGGGUUUGAGUCUACACAGUGGCUACACCAGGGGGAAUAUUAGAGACAAAUCAUUUCACAGGUGCUAAGGAAAACCCCUCUCCCCACAGAAAUCCUAAAGGUUAUUGAUGCAGAUAACGUGGGUGGCGUGACAGAUCCCACCAAGCAGCUCCAAAAUGCCUUACAAGUCUUGUUGCUAUCGGAAGCAGGUUAAAAUCCCCAGCUGUGACAUAUUCAAAGACUCCCACUGGCAGCCAGGGAAGCCAUGCCCUGCGGGUUGAGGCGGGGAGGUGGCUGUAAGAAUGCCACCCCGGGUUUCCUAACUUUGUGUGCACAACUUCCAACAACCUCCAGAUCCCACUCCACUCAUUCUCACAAGAGAGGAGUUUUUUUAAAAAAAUAAAAUAAAACUGUCUCACCACAUUAAA